GAGUUCCUAACAUUCUCAACUAUUCUUCAACCCUAGCAAGGAGAAGAACAUCAUGAGGUGGGAGAAGCAGAGCAGCAUGUCCGAUUUCCUCCUUCUGGGGCUCUCCAUCCAGCUGCAGCAGCAGCGCAUGUUCUUUGCCAUGUUCCUGGGCACGUACCUCACCAUGGUUGGGAACCUGCUCAUCAUCCUCCUCAUCAGGCUAGAAUCUUGCCUCCACACUCCCAUGUACUUCUUCCUCAGCCACUUGGCCCUCAGUGACAUCUCCCUUUCAUCUGUCACUGUCCCAAAGAUGCUGAUGAACAUGAAUUCUGGGGAUCAAUUUAUCUCCUAUGCAGGGUGUAUAGAACAGAUGUAUUUUUUCAUUUUUUUUACAGACCUGGACAAUUUCCUCCUCACCUCAAUGGCAUAUGAUCGGUACGUGGCCAUCUGUCACCCGCUCCACUCUACCACCAUCAUGAGGGAGGGGCUGUGUAUACUACUAGUAGCUGUUUCCUGGAUCUUUUCCUGUGCCAGUGCCCUGUCUCACACCAUCCUCCUGGCCUGUUUGUCCUUCUGUGCUGACAACACCAUCCCCCCCUUCUCCUGUGACCUUGCUGCCCUGCUCAAGCUGUCCUGCUCAGACACCUUCCUCAAUAGAGUGGUCAUUUUCACAGUUGGAGUUGCAGUCAUUACUCUCCCAUUAAUAUGCAUCCUCAUCUCUUAUGGCUGCAUAGGGGCCACAGUCCUGAAGGUUCCAUCUACCAAGGGGAUCUGCAAAGCCUUGUCCACCUGUGGCUCCCACCUGACUGUUGUAGCUCGGUAUUAUGGAACAAUUAUUGGACUGUAUUUGUUCCCCUCAUCCAACAACUCCAAUGACAAGGACAUAAUUGCUUCUGUAAUGUACACAGUGGGCACUCCCUUGCUAAACCCUUUCAUUUAUAGCCUAAGGAACAGGGACAUGAAGGGGGCCUUGCAGAAACUCUUCAACAGGGGGACAGUCUCUUCUUCUUUGUAA
Trichechus manatus latirostris (Florida manatee) is the source of this 994-nucleotide messenger RNA. RefSeq names its product olfactory receptor 1J4-like. Gene Ontology annotation, cellular component: plasma membrane. Gene Ontology annotation, molecular function: G protein-coupled receptor activity; olfactory receptor activity. Lineage: Eukaryota; Metazoa; Chordata; Mammalia; Sirenia; Trichechidae. The record is from RefSeq and is a predicted model, not a curated record. Gene Ontology annotation, biological process: G protein-coupled receptor signaling pathway.